AUGUCGUUCAUCGUUGGAUCGGUUUACCUCCUCGUUGAUACCCAGAAUCAAUGGCGCCUCUUCGUAGCAGGCAGUUCGAACGAGACGAGCAACGCUAACCGCACGUCAGUUGGAACGCUUUACUAUCCGGGCAGUGAUCUCAAAAGCAGGCAAAACCUUGGCGUCCAGCCGCUCUCUCUCCCAGCUCCUCCCGUGCUUAUCCUGCAUCUAGUCAACCUCCUCUCGAGUCUCCACUUCAAAUCCGUCAGCUCUCUAGACAACCACAUUGACAGGAUCGUUAGCGGAGGGGAUACGGGCCUUCCACCGAGGAACGAGAGCUAUUGGUGGUUUGACAUUCUCUAUAGACUCCACAACGGUGGUAUCGUGCACAUCGACGCGGCCACGUUGGCACAGAGGGUUCGAUCAGAAACCACGAAUGCCUUUGCAAUCCUUCAAAGGACAGGAAAGAGUAGCUACGUCAAUUUGUGAGCGCGUUCAUAGAAAAAAGUCGCUUUGAUCCCCUUCGGUUCCUAUUCCGCCGUAUUUGCGUUGAGCGCAUAAUCCCUUUUCCCUUGCAUUCUCCGAAUCUCAGCACUUCUCUUUCAUUAUGUCAAGCAAUACCCUCAUCCGC
Molecule: messenger RNA, 610 nt
Organism: Fomitiporia mediterranea MF3/22
Lineage: Eukaryota; Fungi; Basidiomycota; Agaricomycetes; Hymenochaetales; Hymenochaetaceae
Exons: 1
Coding region: 1-468 (155 amino acids)
Source: RefSeq, a predicted model, not a curated record